ACUGCAUGUUGGACAAACAGUUUGCUUGGUUUGCUCUGCCUGAGCUUCAUCGCUGCUCAUCCCCAACACAGCAGACAGGGGCUGAGUGUGAGUGUGUGUGUGUGUGUGUGUGUGUGUGUGUUGUAGGCCAAUAGUCACUCAGUUACACAACCGCUUUCAGUUUCCGAGCCCUGCCUGCCUGCCUGGUGGCUCCCCGCCCACCGCUGCUCUCUGCUGCCUGCCUGCCUGCCUGCCUGCCUGGCUGACUGUUGGACGGACUGGGGCAGAUCCGAGCCGAGCAGUUCCGUGUUCUCUCCUCAGCCAGCACAGGAGGACCCGGCGCUGUGACGGAGCUCACUAACUCCGGGGGCAGAGGGGAAGUGCGGACGGAGGGAGCUUCACCCUGACAGCCAUCGCGAGCCGUCAGAAGAGCGAAGACGCCAGCGGCGGCGUGAUGACGACUGACCGGACUGGAGUGAAGCCGACUGCGCACCAGUUUUUGGCUUCACUGUCUGCUGCUGACCUCUGACCUCUCGUGGAUUAAAAAUGGCUCUGCCACAGGGAGGGAAGUGCGACAUUUUACUGUCCGGGAAUUCUGGGAAUUUAACAAACGUGUCUGUGUGAAGCAGGAUUGGACAAACUCAGAGUGUUUCUUCAUCCCGAUGGGACUAAUGUGGUUCAGUGAAGACGGAUUAAGAUCUGAGCUGGAGAUGUUCCUGAACAAAAACUGACUUUCAGUCCAGGAUGGAGAAGGACUUUACACAGUAGGAGCUCAUUUCCCUCUAGUGAACACCUGUAUGCACUAACCUGGACUAACGUUCGGCCCUGCUGGUCUCGAAUCCAACCCUUUACGCCCAAAUCAACUAACUGAACUCUAGCAGGACUGCAGUCACUUCCGUCCCUCGUCGUUGUGAAUGGACGUCUGGCUCCGCUAAAGGAGCUUCAAACUUUAACUCUGAUUCUCCAAAAAACUCCAAACAUGGCUGCCACAGGAAGGAAGCACCUGGUGAGAGACUUCAACCAUUUCAUCACCUGUUACCUGUGUCGAGGCUACCUGAUUAAACCGACCACAGUCACCGAGUGCCUGCACACCUUCUGUAAGAGCUGCAUCGUGCAGCACUUUGAGGACAGCAACGACUGUCCGAAAUGUGGCAUUCAGGUGCAUGAGACCAACCCGCUGGAGAUGCUCAGGUUGGACAACACUCUGGAGGAGAUCAUUUUCAAGCUGGUGCCCGGACUCAGAGAAAAAGAGGAACAGCAAGAACUCGAAUUCUGGAAGAAGAACCAGCCCAAAGCAAACAGCCAAGCAGAAAGCCUGAGGUGUCAGAAGCUCGGGCCGCCUGAUGUUCGAGGCGAUGGCGGCGAUGGUGCCGGUGAAGAUGGUGACGAUGGUGCCGGUGAUGAAGACUACCACAGGAGCGACCCUCAGAUAGCCAUCUGUCUGGACUGCCUACGCAACACGGGGCAGUCGGGGGAGAGCACUGUCACGGAUUUGAUGAAGAGGUUCAUCCGCUGCUCCAGUAGAGUCACCGUGGGAACAAUUAAGAAGUUUCUCAGUCUUAAACUAAAGCUGCCGAGCUCGUAUGAGCUCGACGUGCUGUGCAACGGGGAGAUCAUGGGCAGAGAUCACACUCUGGAGUUCAUCUACAUGACCCGAUGGAGGCUGCAUGGAGACAACAAAGAAAAUACCUGAAAGGAAGCUGACAGCUGAACAGAAUGUGCUGGUGCAGGAUACCUGAGGUGCUGAUGGCUCUGUGGCUGCGCUGCCGUUCUCGUGCUCUGAGACAUGAUGCAGCACAAUGCAGAGAGCCGGAGAUGACAGCUGCUGCAGCAGGAGGACCAGACACACUCCAAACACAGGAGACGCAGUCUUCGCUGAGUCCUGCACAAACGCUCGUCUUUCACGUGUGCUGUUGUUCUGCAGCAGGCAGGAGUGUUGGAGGAGUUCGCAUAGCGAUGUGGUGUCACUUUGACACUCUCGAUUGUCCGUGUUUCAUGGGUUUGAGGUGAUAAAUUUCUGCUUUAGUGGGUUCAUUGUAAAUGAACUUUUCAGCUGAGCCUCCGCAGAGCCAGCAGCAGCUGGAUGUUUAUUACUUGGCCACACUUGGCCUCCGUCCCUGCAGAGCCGAGUCCUGUGGAUCCGGGAUUCUCGUUUAUAAAACAGUGCUUAAAGCUGUACGUGUCCCAGAAGUGAUCACAUGUAUAAAGGUGUGCACACAGUCCACCUGGUGACAUGUGCACGUGGGUUACAUCACAUCCCACCCGCUACGAGCUCACAUUCAAACAUAAAUGGUCUCUGUGAAGCUCCUCGUGAAGGUCGAGGUGUAGAAACGAGCCUGAACCAUCAGGGGUUCCUCACAGUGAAUCACAGCAAAAACCAAAAGAGAGACGACUUUCCUAACUGCUACCAGACGGGGACCACGAGACAAAACCUUAUUAAAUCAGGGUCUGUGGUGUAAUAUGUGUCAGUUCAGGGGUAAAAAUGGGAGUGAGUUUGCAUUUUCCUUCUUCUUCUUCUGCUUCUUCUUUAACUUUAGGGGCCUGCAGUUUGACUUCAGAGGAAGUCACGGUUUGUUGUUCGCUCUGUCAGGAGUCACAGGAGCGUCCGAGCUUCAGCAAACAGGUGGAAAAUGAGUGUGUCUGCCUGCAGAUUUCCACACACUCUCAGCCUCCAAAGUGAAAAUGAUUCCUGCUAAGUGAGACUUCAUGUCUCCUCAGUCUCAUGACAACCUUCAGGCCUGAGGAAACGAGCGAAGCGAAAACAGAGUUCAUCUCUUCAGGUUUAAUCGCAGUCCUGCUGAGUGUCCCGAUUCAAAGAGAAGAGGGUUUUUACUGUUGGGUUUAUCACAGAGUUCGUUCAGCCAGACAUCAGAUGAGCAGAUUGUACAGCAGUUCUGAAGCCGAACAGAUUUUCACUCUCUGUUCGGUUUCUGUGUGUGUCGGCUGCCAAUAAGGGCUGAAAAUCCACGUCAGCGUUGCAUCAUUUAAAAUGUCGUGAUGGUCGGCUCAGUAAACUCAGGACUGUGUGAUUUGGUUUGGAUCAGACGGUUCAGCAGCAGCAGCGAGUUUCUCCUCUGCUCAUCGAUCUUCUCUCUCUGAAACAACUUCUCCUUUUUCUGCCUCUCCCUCAGACGUAUCCCAUGGUCCUGGAGUAUCGGCCACGGAUCGACUUCGGCUGAACCGCAGCUGCAGGAAGAGGACCACGCGCGCACACACACACACGCACACACACACACACACGCACACACCUGCAUUUGCACGUAGACAAACACAGCAACAUGUGCAGACAAAGAGAAAGAUUGAAAUGUAUUUUUGUACAGCAGCGAUGAAGUGCGUCCGUUGUAUCUGGUGAAGAGGUUUUAUGCUCCAUAGAAUAAUAUAUGCUCUAAUAUAUGAUAUUUUUCGAUGUAUGUCCCUGUGCCUAAAAGCUGUUGAGAUGAGAAAUGAAGUGUGACCAUAUCUUCACUUUGCCUGUCUAACUCUGUAGAUUAAAUGUUGAUUUUCUACCGUA
Messenger RNA from Scatophagus argus, 3490 nucleotides. RefSeq names its product polycomb group ring finger 5b (gene pcgf5b). The transcript is spliced from 9 exons. Gene Ontology annotation, biological process: regulation of transcription by RNA polymerase II. Gene Ontology annotation, cellular component: PRC1 complex. The record is from RefSeq and is a predicted model, not a curated record. Lineage: Eukaryota; Metazoa; Chordata; Actinopteri; Scatophagidae. The coding region runs from base 959 to 1672 and encodes 237 amino acids.